Porites evermanni is the source of this 201-nucleotide messenger RNA. The record is from the annotation of a GenBank genome assembly. NCBI's taxonomy places the organism in Eukaryota, Metazoa, Cnidaria, Anthozoa, Scleractinia, Poritidae.
AUGAUGCAUAGCAUUGUAAAUAACACAGCUCCAGAACAUCUGACUUCGCGUUUUGUUCGUCGCUGCGAUUUAACUAGUUAUAACCUCAGAGAGAAUAAAUACAAUUUCGCUGUUCCACAGCCCCGUACUGAAUCUUAUAAAAGAACUCUUUCUUACAGCGGAAGUGUGUUAUGGAACAGCUUGCCUCUGGAGGUGCGGUAA